Messenger RNA from Suillus subalutaceus, 1428 nucleotides. RefSeq lists its product as uncharacterized. NCBI's taxonomy places the organism in Eukaryota, Fungi, Basidiomycota, Agaricomycetes, Boletales, Suillaceae. The record is from RefSeq and is a predicted model, not a curated record. Bases 1 to 1428 code for a protein of 475 amino acids. The transcript has 7 exons.
AUGCCUAGAGACCGUGGCCCUCAGCGAAAAACUAAGGCCAAGGUUCCAAAACCACCGCGAGGUUCUGGCCUCAAUCCAUCGGGUGAACCGGCGACUGACCAGCUUCGUAUCCCUACUGAACAACCACAGAUGAGCUCUUUCACCUUCGACGCGCAUGCGCCCAGUGCAGGUUGGCAAGGUGAUACCGAUAGUGGACUUCCCACUCAGAUGAGCGCCUCAAUGCAUAGCUGGAGCAUGCAGGACACCAACUUCGAUGGCCGUUUCUCUCACGGCACUUCGUCUUUAGAGGAUGACGCCAGCUUCGAUGAUCACCAUGACACGAGCGCAUCGGAGGCGACGCUCAUACAACGAGGGGAAAUUCCACACACAAAUGUGAUGCACACGGCAGGCCCGGCAAGGGAGACAAAGAGGCGAGGCAGUCGACGAGCAAUGCCACCUACGCCACGCAUGAUUCCCUACCCAACAACGCGCCCACAGGGCGCUUCCGGAUCCAUUCUAUCUACAGCCGAAGCCUCGACCUCACAGACUGUGAUGUCUGAGUCAUCGAUAGCUAAACCCUCGCCUAUCAAGCUAACGGAGGACAUUAUCGUCCAGACCGUGAAAACGGCCAUGAAAUUGGUCACGCGUGAGUUAUUCGGGGAGCAAGCGAUGUCGAAUUACAAAGCCGCAAAGAAGGAUAUGUUGACCUGGGUGAUCUGGGAUUCGGUACCAUGUUGUUUUGGGCCUAACGCUAUGUUUGAAGAUUUUAUCUGUAACAAACAUCGUAGAGACGUAGCAAAUGCGUUGUCGAUAACGCGUGGGAAGUUCUCUGAAUUCGCGCGCGAGGGCGUCUUCAACGGGUACCGAUUUUUCCCUCCACAGCACAGUGUCACGCCUCCCGUCACCUAUCGCCAACGCGUAAUCCAAAAGAUUACAACUGAUGCCGAUGGACUUGUUUUCAUGCACAUCUACACUUUCGACCAAAACGGGCAAGUCGAAAUCAAGGCGAAGUUCCAAAACCCUUUCGUCAUGUCCAACGCCAUCCGUUUUGCUUGGUUUGGGUCCCACCAGGAAUUUCUUGGCGACACGGAAGAGCAGCAAAUUGAACGUUUGAAAGUGAUCUGGGCGCUCACUGGCACUGCGACAUUCUGCAGUCUAGACGAACAGUCGGACGCUCACGUGAAAGUUGAUCGUUUCGGUGGAUCGGCGUACAGUCGCAAAUUCGACGCCAUUCUAGCCGCGAUCAGAAACCUCACCGAGGACGAGCUAGCAGAAUUUCAUGAUUUUCUAUGGUAUGUACUGCAUGGAGUAUCAAUGGAUGGACUCGGUAACAGUCACUUUGCACGAGUCCAAGAUAUGUGCAAUGUGGAGUCAUCUGCGUUCGGUGUGUCUUUGUCGCUGAUCAAUGAACUGGCUUGUCCGGGUCCGCCUAGCAUGGAACGGGACUAG